Messenger RNA from Peronospora farinosa, 1758 nucleotides. Lineage: Eukaryota; Oomycota; Peronosporomycetes; Peronosporales; Peronosporaceae. The record is from the annotation of a GenBank genome assembly.
AUGAACUGGUGGUAUGGGGUUUUAGCGACGGUACGAGUAGUAGGGAGUGUCUGUUUCUUGGGUAUGGUCCAUCCAGAUGAAUUUUUUCAAAGCCAGGAGAUUAUGGCUAGACACUUUAUACCCGAGAGUGACAUACUACGUCGCGAACUAUUUGUGCCAUGGGAGUUCCAAUUGCCAACACCGAACCGCUCGGUAGUUUUCCCUGCACUGGUUGCUGGAUUACCGUACAAGCUCUUGGACGUACUAGGCGUCAAGUUGACUGGAUGGCUUAUGCUAGUGAUACCGAGACUAUUGCUCUGUGGUCUUUCUUUUAUUAUUGAUGCAAUAUUGUAUCAGAUUGUGGCAAAAAUGACGCGACACCAGAAAUUUCAAGUUAAGCAGGAGAAACAGGGGAAGGUUUUACUAUUGUUUGCCAGCUCGUGGCCAACGUUCGUGUUCCUUUGUCGACCAUUUUCCAAUACUUUUGAGACUUUGGUUCUUGCAGUUUGCUUUGGAGUCUUGUUCCUGGUCAAUUCGCAUCGACGAGUGUGGUGUGGUGUGAUGCAUGUGCAGACGUUACUCCUUGGAAGUUUAUUAGCGGUGGGAUUUUUCACGCGAUUUACGUUUAUAGUAUUUUUCUUCCCGCUUGGAGUGGAGCUCAUGCGACAGCAGGAUGCAUUGCUGGUUCAUACUAUAAGACGUAAGACAGAUGGCAGAAAUGUUCCGUCGAUGGUACGUCGCUUGACAGCGACAUUUGGUGUGAUGUUGCAGGGGUUUGUGGCCUUUAUCAUCUGGACCAUGGGUUUUAUUGUCGUGGACACAUGGUAUUACCAGCCGGAAGUGUUUCAUGGCAAAUGGAAUCGAUCACUACUGAAACAGAUUGCUGAGAAUGCUGUGAUUGCACCGAUCAAUAAUUUGCUGUACAAUAUCCAAUACGACAAUUUGGAGCUACAUGGAGUGCAUCCGCGGUUCACCCACCUGACUGUGAACAUGCCCAUGCUUUUUGGGCCAAUUUUUCUCGUCUUUCUCAUGCGGUUUCUCAGGUAUCCCGAUCGCUCGUUUUUUGGCAGUGCGUGUGUGCUCUUUCCACUGGUGUGUUUGUCGUUAGCACCGCACCAAGAGCCACGAUUUAUGUUGCCAGCCAUCGUACCGCUGCAUCUAUUCACUGCAUUGAAUGGCAGAGUGGGCAUUGUCCAUUUUUUGACAAAGCAAAAGCUUGGGAAACUACUGUGGAUUAUAUUCAACCUCUCGUUACUGUUCUUCUUUGGCAUGUUGCACCAAGGAGGUGUCAUUCCGAUGCUGCUAUCUCUGUCUUCCAUGGCGUCAAACUCAGUGGACAACACAGUGACCUCAACAACUUGGUUGACACCGUUGUGUAACUUUGACGGAGCUGACAAAUCUAUGCUGGGGAUGAUAGGUGCGGUGCCACUGGUGUUUGCAAAAACAUACAUGCCACCUCGCUUCCUUCUUACCGGGAUGCCGGCAGCUCCUGCGUUUCAAUUGAUAGAUCUAGCUGGAAACACUCUUGAUGACCUCCCGGAGGUCUUGGCUUUCGACAAAAUGGACCAGCAGUUGUCGGAACAUGGUACAACUGCAUUUUUGGUACUGCCUGCGAGUGUCGCGUUUUGGGACAUCAGAUCCGAGAAUUCGACAUCCGUCUUGAGUUUUUCCAAGUUGGGUGAAUGUUUUCCUCAUCUAUCGACCGAAGACUUUGCGUUUGACAAGUCAUUCUCACUGGAAUUAUACCUGGUAAAACUAGCAGCGAAGAAACCAUUGUAA